AUGACUGUUGUGCAACCACGUCCUUCGCUGACUGCAGAUAUGGCUGACAAGACGCCGAAGGAGUCCGAUGCUCCCUUUGCAACCAGAAUAGACCCGGCUAAAGAGGGUCUUUCUUCGGAACAGAUGCACUUUAUCCAGCAGGUAGAGCGUGCACAGUGGAAGAAGAAAACACAUCUGCUGCGGGGGCGAAAUGCUGUCACAGGGCUCGCCAUCGGAGCACUCGUUCUGGGAAUCUAUGGCUACACAUUUUACUCAGUCUCCCAGGAAAAGAUCAUGGAUGAAAUAGAUGAGGAGGCCAAACGUGCAAGAAUGCAGGGACCAAGCACCGGUGCCAACUGAGACGCAUGAGUUGCCUGCCUGUUGUUGGACUGUGUGUCUGUCCUGCACUUAACUGAGAAGGGACUUAUGUGGACACUAAUGCCACUGAUUCAUAUUCCAUGGACUGGCCGCUGUUCUUUCAUGCUGAGACAGCGCUGGACUUUUUGUUUUGUCAUGAUUUUGAAGGGUGAUUGUGUGGUUUCUGCUGCUGACUUAAAACUAGAAGUGUCUUGAUUUUGAAUAAACUUGCCUGCCAGUGGAAAGGACUUAUCACUGACCUCCACAUGAUCUUUACAUGCUAGCCAAAAGGCCCAGGCUUAUUAGUAAUUAUAGUCGUUACCUGACAGGUUUCCAGCCCAGAUCAUGUGAUGUGCAUACAGUAUGAGGGGAAUAUACUAACUUUCAGUCAGCAAGUGAUGUUAAAUCUACAGUGGCCUUUAACAGCAAAGGAUGCCAGUGACACUGCUGAAAUGACACAUGAAUCAACCUGUUGAAACAUGUUAUUUAUGUUGAAAAAGUGAUGAGUUGUUAAAUAAAAAUCUACUGUAUUUGA
This is a messenger RNA of Seriola aureovittata, 871 nucleotides long. RefSeq names its product cytochrome c oxidase assembly factor 3 homolog, mitochondrial. NCBI's taxonomy places the organism in Eukaryota, Metazoa, Chordata, Actinopteri, Carangiformes, Carangidae. Gene Ontology annotation, biological process: mitochondrial respiratory chain complex IV assembly. The record is from RefSeq and is a predicted model, not a curated record. The transcript has 2 exons. Bases 1 to 339 code for a protein of 112 amino acids. Gene Ontology annotation, cellular component: mitochondrial inner membrane.